GAGGAACCAGUGGAAGGCUGUACCAGCUCAACGAAAACAAAAUACGAUGCCACGACGGUGCCAGGCGAUUCCGAGACGAUCAUUGCAGUCGAGGGAACGAGAGCCGAGAGAAGCGAGAGAAUGUCGCUGCUGGAAUUCCCUCUAUUUCUAUCGGCGAUUUCGGUCCUCGCCCUCACGGAUCUCGGAGAUUCCUCGCCGCAAGAGAGCAAGAUCGAGUUCGCGGCCGUCCGAAACUGGGACCCCCCACCUAGAGAUGCGGAAACUCUCAUCGUCAAUACCUCUCAGCGGGCACCAACCACCCCCCCCCCCUCCCCCUCCCCAUUCCCGAAAGAGGAACGAACGACUCGAGGACCCGCACAGGUGCAGUUCGGAUGCUACAUAAAGAGCCAGAGCGGAUACCGAAGCUUCAGGUCCGUGUUCCUCAACGUCACCCUGGCGGAGAACGUGAACCAAUGCCUCCUCCUCUGCUCCCUCGUCCAGCGCUACUGCGCCGGCUUCAACUACCGACGCUCCGCCUCCGCCUGCCACCUCCUCGGGGAAUCCCCGCUCGAGGAAGACCUCGGCGAGGACGAGGACUUCACCGCCUAUUGGGUUUACGAAGCGUCGGCGGAGUGCCGCCGAACGGCGCUGGGCAAGGAAUACGAGGGGAUCCGCGCCGAGACGGCGACCCGGAGGCCCUGCGUCCCCUGGAGCCGGGUCCCCUCCCACGACUUCCGGUCCACGGACUUCCCCGACGCCAACGUCGAAGAGGCGAAGAGCUCGUGUCGGAACCCGGACAACCGGCCGCAGGGCCCCUGGUGCUUCGUCGACUUCGGCGGGGACUGGGAAUACUGCAGCAUUCCUUACUGUCUGAGUGAGUCGCCCGUGAUCGAUAGCCGAUCGAUUGUCGAUUCCACGAAGGAACGAAAUGCGAGAGAAAAACGCGGUCUUUUGCUCCGGUUAGACAUCGAAUGCCGGAUGGACACGGCAGGGAUCGAUUAUCGAGGAACGAUGUCGAUCACGAUCUCGGGUCGCCACUGUCAACGCUGGUCCGCUCGCUUCCCUCAUUCCGUCCCCAAUCGGAUCCAGGAUCGGGAUUUCCCCGACGGAUCCAAGGUCGAGGCGGUCAACUUCUGCCGGAACCCGGAUGAAAGCCCCCGAGGUCCAUGGUGUUACACCGAGGAUCCCUACAAAGUUCGAGAGGAAUGCCCCGUCCCCAUGUGCCCCGAAGUGAUGAAGAAUUCGGAUCACCCGAUGUUCGAGCCCGUCUCCGCGGAGCCCGACUACACGAGUUGCAAGAAAGACAGCCGAGGAACCACGUAUUUGGGGAAACUCAAUCACACUGCAUCGGGGAGACCCUGCCAAAACUGGACGGCGGACGUCCCUCACUUCCGGAACAUGGAGAUCAUGGAGGACGACAACUUCCCGGACGGAUCGACGGAGAAGGCGAGGAACUUCUGCCGGAACCCGGACGGAUACGACCUGGGGCCCUGGUGCUACACGGGGGACCCGUUGACGCGGUGGGAGGUCUGCGCCGUCCCGUGGUGCAAAGGUAGGACCCGGCUGGGACUCGGGCUCGUUCCGUGCUGGGGGCGGCUGACUCUGGGGGAAUGCCCCGGCUUCGAAUCGUGGGUCUAUCGUGGAUUCAAGCAAGACGAUCACUAUCGCCCGGUGGCGAAGAUCACGUGCGGGGAGAACACGACGUCAGACAGCGGGUACAUCAUGCCCCCCGAGGAGACGUACCUGAACAACAUGCACUGCGUCUGGUGCCUGCGACUGCCCAACGCCACCGAGUUUCGUCAGCACGGCGUCGCGCUUCAAUUCUACAAGUUCCACCUCGAGGACAGCAAGGACUGCCAAUACGACUACCUCGAGGCACGUGAAUCCUCGACGAUUUCGAUCGCGUCUAGGUUUCCUCGACGAUUCGUCUACGACGGAUGCGACAGCGAAGCGGCGAAACUGGGGCGGUACUGCGGGAAGAACGGACCCAAGGCGCUGUUCAGCACGGGGCCGGAAAUCAUGAUCGUCUUCAGUUCCGAUCCGAUCGGAGUGGCUGAGGGAUUCGGGGCCAUGUACCUCGCAUAUAACCGGGAAGACAAGCUGCCUUACGUCGAGAAGGAGCGCGGACCGCUCAUCGGCUGGGGUGGCUACAACCUGGCGUACCUGGCUGAGGCGGGCGACGGGAACGACACCGUCACGGCGGAGGACAAGGAAGCGGAUUCCAUCGCGAAGCUUCGGGUCGUGGAGAAGGGAGAGCAGGCGAGGAAGGUCAAGGGGCAGAGGGGGAGGACGGGGGAGGGCGGUCAGAGCGAGGGCGGGCCGGGGGAGGCUUUCUACGACUACUGGCCUGGUGAUGCUUCGAAAGGGAAGCAGCGGCCCUUCGCGGCUUAG
Molecule: messenger RNA, 2370 nt
Organism: Darwinula stevensoni
Lineage: Eukaryota; Metazoa; Arthropoda; Ostracoda; Podocopida; Darwinulidae
Source: the annotation of a GenBank genome assembly